Messenger RNA from Trichomonas vaginalis G3, 297 nucleotides. RefSeq lists its product as uncharacterized. NCBI's taxonomy places the organism in Eukaryota, Parabasalia, Trichomonadida, Trichomonadidae. The record is from RefSeq and is a predicted model, not a curated record. The transcript has a single exon. Bases 1 to 297 code for a protein of 98 amino acids.
AUGAGUUCAAAAAGGAUUGAGCAUCUCUCAACUCUUCUCAAUCUUACAAAUGAUGAAAUUAAUGCUCGUAUAAGCAGUAUCAAAGAUCAAGAAAGGAGAUCAAGAAAUUUAAUUAUGGGCAGAUAUUACAUUCUUCAAAGAGAUAAUAUCUACGCCGAAGCAUAUCAAGUAGCUGAUUGCAUGGAUAGAAUUUCUGCACUUCAAUAUCUUCAGUUAUCCAUUCGAAAAAUUAUUGAUGAAAUUGACAUUCUUCAGAAUUUCGAUCCAAAUACAAAUGAUAGUAUUACGAGUUCAUGA